Carassius carassius (crucian carp) is the source of this 1068-nucleotide messenger RNA. RefSeq names its product serine/threonine-protein phosphatase with EF-hands 2-like. The transcript has 10 exons. Gene Ontology annotation, cellular component: nucleus; cytosol. Lineage: Eukaryota; Metazoa; Chordata; Actinopteri; Cypriniformes; Cyprinidae. The record is from RefSeq and is a predicted model, not a curated record. Gene Ontology annotation, molecular function: protein binding; protein serine/threonine phosphatase activity.
AUGGCUGAACCAGAGGAUACUGUUUACAUCAGCUGCUUGCAUUCUUUGUGUGUUCUUAACAUACCUAUAAAAGCUGCCAUACUGAUCCAGCGUUGGUACAGACGCUAUGUUGCUCGUCUGGAGAUGAGAAGACGUUGUACUUGAAACAUCUUUUAGUCCAUUGAGUAUGCAAGGGAACAGGACCAGCUACAGCUCUCCGGUUUCUUGUUGGACAACUUCACACACAUGAAUGGGAAUGGACCAGACUUGAUCUCUCACCUCCUGGAAUCUGUGGUUGACCCUUUAACUGAGGAGGUCAGGCAGUUGAAGUACGGGCAGACUGUCGUGCCGGAAUCGUACAGUGGUCCUCUUCUCUCCUUCCCGCUGAGCGUGACUGAUACCAAUGCCCUGCUCAGCGCUUUUUCUCAUUUUCAGUCUCUUCAUGGCAAAUAUGUGCUGCAGCUACUAUAUGAAGCAAAGAAGUUCUUGGAGCAUAUGCCAAACGUCAUAUACCUAUCGACUCCCUAUGCCAAAGAGAUAACUAUAUUUGGUGAGACACUGCGAUCUGGUAGACUAGAUGACUUACUGCUUAUAUUUUACAAGAAUGGUCUUCCCUCUGUGGAGAACCCCUACAUAUUCAAUGGAGACUUUGUGGUUCGAGGGAAAAAAUCUACAGAGAUUAUCAUAAUUUUGUUUGCCUUCCUGCUGCUCUACUCCGACCACAUGCAUCUGAACAGAGGCAACCAUAAGGACCACAUCAUGUACCUCAGAUAUGGAUUCACAAGAGAAGUCAUGCAGAAGUAUAAGAAUCAUGGCAGGGAAAUCCUACAGCUUCUUCAGGAUGUGCUCAGCCUGCUACCUCUUGCAACUGUCAUUGACAACAAAGUGCUUAUUGUUCACAGUGGCAUAUCGGACAAAACUGGUCUGGACUUUCUGAGCACUGUUGAAAGGCAUAAAGUGAAGUCUGCUCUCAGAUUGCCUCCUCCUUCCCCCAGUCUUCUGAGCCCCUACGAUUUGCUCCAAGUGCCCUUCCUGGACUCCUUCAUCUCCCUAGAGCCCCCUGAGCCCCCCAGAGAAGAACUGGAAUGA